CUGCCACCUAGUGUAACCUCCCGUCUCCCGUGCGCUUGCAGUUCGUCGCGUUGAGUCAGUUGUUUCACGUAUACCGCGGGUGCUUUGCGCGGGGACCUACUACCGGCUUUUAAUCCGUUUCACACCGGUUUCUCUUGUCGAUUCGCGUUUUACCUAUAUUCCACAUAAAUUGCGGAACAAUCUGCAGUGUAACUUACAAGCUGGACGCUGUGCGGAGUGUGACAAUCGCGAUGUAACCGUACCGUGACGUCACACGGCUAAUCAAGUACACGGAGUGAGAGAGUCGAGUGCGAGUGUGAGUGGGAUAGAUAGAGAGAGAGUGAGUGAGAGAGGGAGACACAUAUACACGCGCCCGCGCGCUCCUAGCUGUACUAUAUAUAUAUAUAUAUAUAUAUAUGCAGAGAGGUACGCACACUAGUACCUAUUGGUGAUACACGUACGUAGAAUUGAUGCGUGUGUGAACUCGCGGAGUAUAUAUAUGUACAUAUACGCAUUUGGAUUCGCUUUAUACAUAUUAUGAGACUGUAGGCAUGUUCAUAUAUGAUACUCACACUUGUUCGCAUCCUCAUACACACUUGUGCGCUCUCGAAAACAGACUAGAGCAGAAACGAGACUAGAAAUUUUGUGGCUAUAUAAAUUACAUCGUCUCUUACAGACGGGAACUCUCUUUACCUGGUUCUUUUUGGUUUUCAUGGAUUCUUUUUUUAUUGCACGUGGGGCUCCUGUAUCGGGCGUAACAGCGUAGUUGCGGACGCAUGUGUGAAGUUUGCGGCGAGAUACGCUUAAAAAUUACGGCGAAUAUUGUAUGAUUUUGCGAGGGUUUAAUAGAAGUUGGAGUAACAUCAUUUUAUCUGGUCUUGUUACGCUGAUGCUAUUUUGAAGUUUUUUUCUUGUGUGUAUCCUUGGAGUUUUACUGUCUCUUGUAUAACCUAGUCUUUAUGACUCGAAAGAACUGAUCACCAUUUUGUGCCAGCGUGCUUGCGACUUAGUUUCUAGCCAUGAUCAGCAUAACUUAAUUUUUAUUCUCACUAAAAGAGAUCUUCCACUUUCGCCAUCUUGUGAUUGAACAAUUUAAGUUUUAAAUUAUUUGUAAUUUUUUUUGAUAUAUAAAUUGGUGAGUGUUUAAUGACACAGUGAGUUGUGCAAGUGUCUUUUAUAAAAAAAAAAAAAAAAGAAAACAAAAGGGAAACCUUAAUCAGUUCUACAGUAAGAAGAUGGAUAGUGUGUUGUGAAGCCACUAAGUUUGGACUGAUCUUGUAAUAGUUCAGUAAGGUGAUUCAAACAAGGAUAACUGUGAAUUCCACGACAUGAGGUUUACUCUUCCUUUUAAUUCUACAGUGGGGACCUUCAUGGGCUUGCUGCUCCAAAUAGCCAGUCUAAAUACGUGAAGUUUUAUGAACUUCAUUGCCAGUCCAGCACAGCUCGCUCUGUCCUGGCCUGUGAUUAUUGAAGCAUUGCCUAUAUAGGCAUUUGGAUUCCAUUGGGAUUUCCUGGAAGAUAUUUUUGCUACCACGGAUCAUCCCCAGCAAUUUUGCACCACGCCCACCCUCGAUGAGAGGAGGCACAUGUCCAUUGCUGCCACUGAAAAUGCAGGGCCUGGCCCGUGUGAAUUGCAGGACCCUUUGUGGGUCAAAAUGAGUGCUGUCACUGGUGGCAUCACUAAGAAAAGAAAGAAAUCAGAUGCCAAGCCCCAGUCGCAAAUAUUGCAGUAACAAGUGCCUUAACGAGAAACGACGGCGGACCCAGGAGAACUUGUAUAUCGAUGAGCUUGCCGAGCUGAUUUCCGCCACGGACAUGAGCUCUGGCAAGACCGACAAAUGUCAAAUCCUCCAGAGAACCGUCGAUCAGAUUCGGCACAUCAGGCAACAAGAAGGUUCCAGUAGUCAUGCUGUGCAACAGGGAGAAGUUAGCUCGUCGAAUCCCAACAUACUGUCCAACGAUCAAGUCGGUCCAAUUCUGCUCGAGGCGCUCGAUGGCUUUCUGUUCGUCGUGAACACAGAAGGGCGCGUGGAGUACGUCACGGAUAACAUAACGCAGUACAUAAAUUAUUCAAAGGACGAUGUGCUCGGGAAGGAUAUUUAUAAUAUUAUUCAUCAUGGAGAUCACAAUACCUUUAUGCCGAUGUCGUUAGGCUGGACCAGCGAGCCUCAGCACCAAACAAGAAAUCGUACGUUCAACUGUCGCUUUCUGGUGAAGCCUCCCGAUGAUAAAGAAGAGACUAUGGAAGAGAAGCAGCAGCGAGUGUCAAAAUACGAAACUAUGCAAAUAUGCUCUGCGCUCCUUCCGAAUAAUGGUGAUCGAUUAGAGAGUGGCGACGUAUCCUCCGAAUCCUCGGACGUAGGUCCAUGCGUGAUGUGUGUAGCACGUAGAAUUCCGUUGAACGAGAAGCCUCUGACCACGUCGAUCGAGCAGUUCACCGUAAAGCUGGAUACCAUCGGCAAGAUCCUGGCCGUCGACACCAGCUGGUUGUCGCGUUCUUACACCGAGUACCUAAGCAAGGACCUGAUUGGCAUGACAAUACAGGACUUGUGCCACCCGCAUGAUCUCAGUAAGCUAACUGCUCAUUUGAAGGAUACGAUCCAAGUCGGCGAGGGUUCCUGCUCUACGUAUCGACUUCGUGUCAGUCCUGACAAGUUCCUUAACAUUCAAACGAAGUCAAAACUUUUCAAAGCGAAUGUGGUGAUCGGCCACGACACGGAUUUUAUGAUGUCCACUAAUUCUAUCAUAGGGGACAAUGACUUAACGCCUCUCGAGGGUGGUCAGCUUUCCAACAGCAAACUGUGCUCGGGACACUCUAGUAACCGUUGUGCGAAUAAUAGUAAUAAUAACAACACGAGCAGCAACAACAACAACAGCACCAGCACCGUCGUCGUCAGCAGCGGCAACGGCAACAACAAUAAUCCCGGUAACAAUAACAAUAACGUGGGUGGUCCCCUGAUGUCGGUGGGCCAGCUAAACGGGCAAGUGAGUGGUAUAAGUGGUCGUAUGUCGAGUAGCGGCGCCGCGCAGUCGAACAGCACGGUAGCGUUUAGCACGGUAGAGCCGUGUAAUCCCCACGGCCCGCUGGUUACGAGCAAUUCCUUCAACCAUUUCCCCACGGCGAGCAUGGACUUGGAAUUCGAAUUCUUCCCUAGUCCCACAUGGGACCACUUGGAAAACGCCACCGGAUGGGCCGAUAGGCCCGAUUCGAGGGCGAGUGGCGGGCACAUUAAUUCACGGCCGCCCUCGCAACCAGCCCCGACUGCUUCUUCUCCGGGUCCCCAGCAAGGAGCAUACGCGCCCUCUAAUGCGUCGGUGGCGCCGCACUGCAGUCCCUUCAGUAAUUCGUUCCCCUUCAGUCCGCUUCAGGAAACGCAGACAACGAGCAUCAAUGCCAACGGGGGAGCAUCGACUAGCAAGAGGCCCGAGGAUGGAAGUGGUGCCGGUGCUCCUGGUCCUGGUGGUGGUACCGGCAAGGUCGGAUGCCCGACGGCGACGACUACCAACAAUAUGGACACCGUGGCUACUCCUAGUGUUGCUGUCGCGGCUAAUCUUGAGACUCAGAACAGUGUAGUGUCUACGGAGUCCGUGAGGCUCAGGAAAUUGUUAACCAAGGGCGCCAGUGUUAGUGACGACAGUCAGUCGGACAAUGCCAACGAGUCGGAUAACCAAAAUAAACAUAGGAUAUUAAAAAUCUUGCUUAAUCAACAAGAUGAGGAUGACUAUCAUGCUGAGCAUAAUACUAAAGUGCGCACCAGUCCUAGCGGCGUCCAAAAAUCCACUGCGGAGCACUCCAAGACCUCGCUAGGGAACAACAUGCUUCUCCAGUUAUUAAAUGAGAAAAAUGACGACGAGGACGAGGAAGCGCGCGCUGGUCUUAAGAAACGGAACGAGCUCCUACAGCAGCUGCUCAAAGAUCAGGAUGAAGAAAGGAAAAUGCAAGAGCAGCAGAACCGGGAUGAUGAUCCAUUGUUGCGGAGUCUCGGCUUCCGUAAUACAACACCUUCGCCCUCGCAAUCUGGCGAUCACGUGGGUAUCGGAGGAUCUCAAAUUGGACAGAAAAGACCCGGCGAGGAUGGUGACUUAAAUAUAGCAGUGAAACGAACGAUGGAUGGAUCGCAUCAAGUCUCUUCGUCGGGCGGUUCGGUAUCCUCGGGUAAUGCUACUAGCAAACUCUGGGAAAAGAAUAAGAUGCUGGCUUCUCUAUUGGCUAAACAGCCGUCUCAGCCCACGACGAUCCCACCGAUUCCUGCGUCUGUGAUAUCGGCAACUCCACAGGAAAAACUACCCCGUGUGAGCGAACGGCUCAAGCAACACCAGCAACAACAAACGCAACAGCAACAACAACCCUGGUCGGGUGGUGGUAUGCAAGCAGUUAGCAGCAACACAACCACCACUAGCGCAACUUCGGCGCGAACUCCUCUUCAAAACCAAUCGAGACAACUACCUCGUCAAACAACCAAUAUCUACCUCAGUCACAUGCUAAGUCAGCAGAGACCCCAAAUGGGUCAAAUGGAUUCGGAGUUUGGGGCUAGUGGAGAUUAUCGACAACCGGGUACAGACAUUACAACCUGGGACAACCAGUCAUCCGAUCCGGACUUAUCGGAUAUUCUAGAUCAAGUCAUCGAGUUCGUACCGGACGAAGCAGAAUCAUCCGCGUUGGCGACUCUUAUGGACGCUCUUGAACCGCCGCAAAACAAUGUGAUGAAUGAAAAAAUGGCUAUAAAUGCUAUACAGAAGUCGUUGAUGCUGUGCGAGUCGGCUGUGGUAAAUCCCACGUCUUCCACCAUAACGAUGCCAGGAACGCCACCAUCUUAUUCUACGGCUCUGAGAAAUACACCUGUAACGUCAAGUCAUAGCUAUCAACCUUCGCCAUUGUAUCAGCAGCAACCGCGGCCACGGUUUAACGCUCAGCCUGGCAUAAGGCAAACUGCAGCGCAGUUCACUCAACAGCAACAACUGCAGCUACAACAGCAACGCAGCAAACUGAUGCAGCAGCAACAGCAACAGCAGCACAAGCAAAGGCUUCUGCAACAACAGGAGCAACAACACAUGCUGAUACCGUCAAACGCGACAGCCACGGACCAAAUUACCACCGCCAUACACAACAUAGACAGUUUACUAAAUAACACCGUUGCACCGAACGUAUCGUUACAGGUACGCGGGCGAGCGAUGAUAUCGCGGUCCAGCGUACCAGACACACAAGUUUCCCCAGGAUACGGGGGAUCCGUCCAGUUGCCUUCGGGGCAUCGCCUCAGUCACUCCUAUUCUCACCCGUCAACGUUACCUCAGCAUCCCGUGGUUAAUAGCAACUUCAGUAGUGGUCAGCAAGUCUCGGCUGCGGCGCGGUUGUCGCCGCAUUCACCGGCUACUAUUUUGCCAUUUUCACAUCCUCAACCGUUGUCGCCGCGAGUCUCGCAGGGUAAUUAUGGUAACGGUCCGAGGAUGUUCAAUGUUAACCAGGUGAGGCCCCAGCAACAACAGCAGACCCAGCAGCAAAUACAACAACAGCAAAGGUCCAUGCCGUCGCCGGGUACACCAGCUUCGGCAAGACAGUCUCCUUUCCCUGCGGAAGCUUUUCCUCCACCUGCGUCUCCCACUGCGAGCCAAUUCCCACCAGUACCAAAUCCCGCUGCUGCCAAUCCUCCGGGGCAGUAUCGACUUCAACGAACGACCUCCACGCCCUCGGCCACCACUCAGCUCCCAGAUUUUAUUAUUGUUGUAGGUGGAGUAGGUUCGCCAAGACACUACGGAGUCAACAAGGAACAACCCCACCUGUCACCUAGUCAUCCCCAUAACCAACAGCAGCAACAUAACGCUGGCAAUGCCCAACAUUUUUCAAACCAACAACAACAGCAACACACUUCCAUGAUAUAUCACACAAGUUCCAACACAAUCAACCCUGCUGACGUACAGAACAAUCAGUUCUGUUAUGAUCGAACGUCUGUUUCACUGUACUCAACGCCAGGACCUGGUGACCCGCAGAAUCAGGGUAGGCCUCUGCCUCCACCUGGGAAUCCUGGAGUUCACCAAAUGGGUGGUAACGCGAGUAGCACGGGCAAUAUGACGUCGGCGGAAUUUGUACGACAAGAGCUUAGGGCGAUUGUCGGGGCCCGCACGCAGCAACAGCAACAGCAACAGCAACAGCAGCAGCAACAGCAGAGGGUACCCAACAACAUACAGAAUAACCUGGCUGGUCAAGUAUCUCAGGACGACCUUGAGGCCCUUGGUCUUACCUUCGAGAUGUCUUCCGCAGAGGAGGGCAAUUCUCGCCGAAAGGCAAUGCGUGUACAAAGAGACUAUGGUAACGCGUGUGUUACGAUGUCCCCACUAGGUGAGGCUGUGGUUAGCGAUGGCCCCGCCAAAAGCUGGCCAGGAACCGCCCCCACGUCCUCCAGGACUACUAUGGAGGAGGUGGCCCGAGGUGAUCCGAAGUCGUCGCUGCUGCAGAAAUUGCUGUCCGAGUGACUGCGGCUUGUACCUUUGCGAAAUAACGAAAUCUAUGUAAUAUAUGUCUGAGCGUUAGAGACGGUCGGGGAAUGAUGGGGCGGAGGAGGAGGGGGAGGGGGGAUAUAUGAUUACAAUCGGGAUUUGGGGAAAAAAUGAAGUUUAACACUCACGCGCGCGCGCGCGCGCGCACGCGCGCACACACACACACACACACACACACACACGCAACCAACAUAACACACACGCACAAUACACACAACUUACUCAUUUGCAUAAAUGAAUAUCCACGUGUGCGUGUCUUCAUGUUAAUAUCGAUGCGCCAUACUGGGACAGAUAAGAGACAGUGAGUACUGAUAAUUUUCAGAAAUUGCACGGAGUACUAAGAAAAAGCAGUAACUUGUACUCUUAUCUUUCCCUGUUUCUCUCUCUCUCUCUCUUUUCAUUCUUUCUCUCUGUCUUUCUCAAUACGUAACUCAAUACUCGUUUUGUUAAAUUCAAUGUAUUUACGAUGCAGAAUAGUAAUAACAAUGGACGCGCUCAUGCAUGUAAUAACGCGCACACGUGUUACCGCAGGGGGUACAUAAAAACGGAUAUACAUAAAGACCAUACACAAUACUACACACAACAAUAUGCAGAUACGUAUCGUUGGGUACAAUGACGAUGAUAAAAGGCGUGACACUUUCGAGUUAUGUGUGUAUAUAUAUAUAUACAUAUACAUAUCGAUUGUAAAAGUCGCGGACGAAUGGAUAACAGAAAAUUUUAUGAUGAUUUGAGACAAUGAUUUGAAGAAAGAAAAGAAAAAGAUAAAGAAAUAUGACGCGUCGUAAUAACUCGCCAAACUGGUCGGCAUGAGACGAACCAGUACCUUCCAUGGCGGAUGAUUUUGAGAACGCGUCACGGAGCAGAAUUUAAAAGAGAAAUCUGUGCACCCCCUUUGGCACGUAUUUUUUGUUCGCUUUUUAUUGACAAGGACAGUUUUCGAGAGACAAAAGAGUGAGAGGGAAGGUCCCAGGGCCCAGUCGCUGUUGCGCCUCGUACGUUGGCGCAAUAAAGGGAGGAGCGUGAAGGAAAGAAUAAUGAAUAAAUUAAAAAAUGAUAACAGAGCUCUAUUAUAUAUAUAUGUAUAUAUCUAUAUCUAUAUAUAUAUAUAUAUAUAUAUAUACAUAUAUGUAUAUUAAUAUACGCAUGCGUAUGUACGUAUUGAUAAAGUGUACUAUAUUUCCUCGCGAAUUUUCGAAAGUGCCGCGCAAAUCGUACUCGCCAUUGUAUUCCGGUAUCACUGAAAGAAACUACGUAGGUACCUCAAAGGUAUACUUUAUUAUACCACUGGCUGUUGAACAUAGAACUAUUUAUAGGUUUAAUUAUUGUACACAGGAAAAAAUAGAGCACUAUCACGUUUUUUCUUCUUAAUUUAACAUCCAUUUUGACUAUUAUAUUAUAAAUAAUAUAUUUGUGAUUGUAAGAAUCUGCAACCAAAAUGUGACAAAGAAUACUUGUUGUUGUUAAUAUGAUUAUAACUAUUAUUAUUAUUAUUAUUAUUAUUAUUAAUUAUUGUAAUAACUAUUAUUAUAUUAUUUUAUUAUUAUUAUUAUAUCAAUAUUGACAUCAUUAUAAUUAUUACCAAUAUUAUUGUUACGAAUACUAUAUUGUAAUAUUAAGAAUUAUUUUAUUAUCAUUAUUAUUAUUACAUUAUUAUUAUUAUUGAACACUUGGCGUAUGUAUAUUUCUAUUGGAUAGUAAGCAGGUAUACCUUUAUAUGAAUACAUGUAUAUACGUUUAUUGCGUAUAUAUGUCUAUUGUAUGUAAAGCAAGAUGGAAAAGGACGAAUCGAGACCUUCUAUUUUGCGUAGUUCGCUAAUAAUCGUUUUUUGUUCUCUUUUUUUUUUUGGGUACUAGAUGCACACUAAAUUACUUUUGAAACGACGUCUGUUGUUAUAUAAAUAAAAACAAUAUUUAAUUAUAUACACGCAUAUGUAUGUAUAUAUGUAUAUGAGCAUGCUUACAUACACGUGUACAUAAACAUACAUAUAUCAGGCGUCCCCGCGCACGCGCACUCCUUUCGCGCUUGUCCCGCACGGGUCCCCUUACGGAUGGCGACGUUUGCGCGUCGAGAUCAAGCGACGCAUCGGAACUUUGGUAUUGGGCGCUUCGCGCGUUUGUCUUUGCGUUUUAUUUUUCUUGCUCCCGACAAAGACAAUUGUUCGAAUCGAUAUGGAGCCCCGCGCGUCUCUCUCGUCGGCCGUGCAGAGAUAGCGGGGUCGGGACGCCGGCACGGUAUGCAUCUGUACAUAUAUUUGUACGUAUGCAUAUAUAUGUAUAUAUAUAUAAAAUGAGUUAUGUCACAUAAAUAGAUCAUAUGUGCUUUCUAAUGACGAAUAAUUUUAUAAAUAUAAAUAUAAUACCGA
This is a messenger RNA of Cephus cinctus (wheat stem sawfly), 8834 nucleotides long. Its product is annotated as nuclear factor of activated T-cells 5. NCBI's taxonomy places the organism in Eukaryota, Metazoa, Arthropoda, Insecta, Hymenoptera, Cephidae. Gene Ontology annotation, molecular function: nuclear receptor binding; protein dimerization activity. Gene Ontology annotation, biological process: cellular response to hormone stimulus; positive regulation of transcription by RNA polymerase II. Gene Ontology annotation, cellular component: nucleus. The transcript is spliced from 22 exons. Bases 1681 to 6447 code for a protein of 1588 amino acids. The record is from RefSeq and is a predicted model, not a curated record.